AUUUUGCGUGUGCAAGCUUCUCACAACGCACGCUAGAGGCCGCAAACGUAAUUUUUGAUUUUUACAAAGCAGCUGUUUUGUUAGUUUUUUUUGUUUUUGUUUUUUUGCUCAGCAUUAUCUCUGUGUUUAAAAUGAUAUAUUUCGUUUUAUUAGCCUCGUUGGCCUCGUUCUGCUCAGCGUUGCACCAACUGGAUGCCUAUUACCCGAGCAGCUGCAAGCAUGUCGGUAAUGCGAGCGGUCCAGGUGAACAAAUUCGGCGGUCCUCAAGUGCUCCAAGAAUGCAAUGUGCCGAUUCCGAAAGUGACUCCAGGGAAGGUGCUCGUCCGCGUGAAGGCGGCCGGCGUGAACCCGAUCGACACCUACAUCCGGGAAGGCACCUUUCCUGUGAGCUUCCAGCUGCCCUACACUCCGGGCAAGGACGGGGCCGGCCUGGUCGAGGAAGUGGGCCCGGGAGACACCCCCCUGAAGAAAGGGGACCGGGUGUUCUUCUGCAACAACGACGCAAGCAACGUGCACGGCUCAUAUGCCCAGUACAGCCUUCUUAAAGCCACCGACGUCUGGCUGCUGCCAGAGAAGAUCAGCUUCCAGCAGGGGGCGUGCCUAGGCGUCCCCUACCUCACCGCCUACAGGGCCGUCGUGCUCAAAGGCAAGGUGACCGCCGACAAGUUUGUGUUGGUGCACGGCGCCAGCGGAGCGGUGGGCACUGCUGCGGUGCAGAUUGCCAAGCACUUCAAGGCCAAGGUGGCAGGUACGGCCGGCACCCCCGCCGGCAUGGACGUGGUGAAGCAGGCGGGAGCGGAUCUUGUCGUCUGCCACAGGGAUAAGGACUACCUCAAGUCCGUCAUGAAGUGGACCAAUGACCGUGGCGUGGACAUCAUCCUGGAGAUGCUGGCCAACGUCAACUUGCCCGAAGAUUUCAACACUAUUGGACAAAAUGGCCUCAUCCUGGUGAUCGGAAGCCGGGGCGAAGUGAAGGUGAAUCCCCGCUGCCUGAUGGGGAAGGAGUCUGCGGUCAUGGGGAUCGCAGUCACGACGGCAACGCCGGGAGAAUGGCAAGCCAUGGCGGAGAACGUUGCGCGGGGCGCAGAGGAAGGCUGGAUCGAGCCGUUCAUGGACCGCGUUUAUCCGCUGGGAGGGGCCAAGGCCGCCCACCACGACCUCAUCAAUUCCAAGGGGGCCAAAGGGAACAUCACACUCGACCCAGACCAGUGAACACCGCCCCACAUUGCAGGCAUAAAUUUCUUGCUUGCCACGUUUGGCAAAUAAACUUACGAGCUCGGAUGCCGGUGUCUGCGAGCCUCUCGCGUUCUU
Messenger RNA from Ixodes scapularis (black-legged tick), 1311 nucleotides. Its product is annotated as quinone oxidoreductase. The coding region runs from base 193 to 1212 and encodes 339 amino acids. The record is from RefSeq and is a predicted model, not a curated record. NCBI's taxonomy places the organism in Eukaryota, Metazoa, Arthropoda, Arachnida, Ixodida, Ixodidae. Gene Ontology annotation, molecular function: quinone reductase (NADPH) activity; mRNA 3'-UTR binding; NADPH binding. The transcript is spliced from 7 exons. Gene Ontology annotation, cellular component: cytosol.